CUGAUUCCGAAUUCACCUAAGCCGUAGAUUUGACAGUAAAUUGACAAUUGAAGACUUAUGCCAUAUGUCAUCGACUGCAUGGUACGCUUUGAGGUUAUGUGCAAAGUUUGUGUUUUGGUUUUGGUUUUCAAAAAUGAAAACUUGAAAAAUUAAUUUUUUUUUUUACUUAAACUUUCUUAUAGAACACUUAUUAUCAAUAAUAUCAGCCAUUUGAAUAAUAUAAUGGCGGAGACAACUGAAAAUCCAACAUCAAGUACUGCAGAAGAAGAUGUGAUUCCUGGUUACAAAACUUUGGGUGAUUUCACAAGGGAUGGUUUCAGUUGUCUAAUCCAAGGAAUAAAACAUGCCAACGCAUUGCCUUCUGGUAGAGAUUGGGACUUCUACAAUAACUUUGAAUCGUUUAAACAAGCACUUAAUGACGAAUCCGAAGUCAUAAUGGAUGGAAUGACUUCACUUUUGAAGAAACAAGAUGUCGGUUGUAACAUUCGUCAUCACACAUCUAAUUACCAGAAGAAUAUAUUAUUACAAGCAAAUGAUAUUAUUUUGGGAAGAGUUGCAAUCAAUAUUGAUGUGCUCAAUGGCAUUCGCAGCGCUGUCAACGAACCUGUGAUUUUACAGAGUGUUAGUGCCGAACUACCACUUAACAUUAACGGGUCAUGGAAUAGGAGUAUUGGCACAAAAGUUUCUAUGACAACAUCUGUUGGUACUGUGCCUGUGCUUAGUACCCCUCAAGCAAGAGGCAAUAUAAUUCGACUCUUGACUGCUGAAAAUAUUGUAAGACCGCAAAAAAUGUUCAAAGACAAAAUAGAUAAUCGCAAUGAUUAUGCAUGGGAACCAAGAAUAAAAGACAAACCUAAUUCGCUCAAACCGUUGGCCAUAUUUUUGGAACAGACCGAAAAAGGAAACCAGUUCUGUCACCCCUAUGAAUACGAGCUAGAUAGGUUUACACCUUCAGAUAAUUUUUUAAAUAAAACCAAAAUAAUAAAACCCAAACUUUUAAAAGACACUCCCUUAAUUGAAAUUUCUACACCAGAAAAAUUACCGGGAUUGGUGGAAGAUUUGAUGAAGUUCAAAACAAUUGCAGUGGAUUUGGAACAUCAUUCAUAUAGGUCUUUUAUGGGUAUUACCUGUCUCAUGCAGAUUUCUACGCCUGAAACUGAUUAUCUUAUAGAUACAUUGGCUUUGAGAAAUGAUUUAUGGAUUUUGAACGAAGUUUUUACCAAACCAGAUAUUACAAAAGUAUUCCAUGGAGCAGAAUCAGAUAUUCUUUGGUUACAAAGGGAUUUAUCGCUUUACAUUGUUAAUAUGUUCGAUACAUAUUUUGCCUCUAAACUUCUAGACUACUCUGGACUGUCUUUGGCUUACUUGAUGCAAAGGUUUUGCAAGUUUGUACCAAAUAAGAAGUUCCAAUUGGCUGACUGGAGGAUUCGUCCCUUACCAGACGAAUUGAAGACCUACGCUAGAGAAGAUACACAUUAUCUUAUAUACAUUUAUCAGAAUAUGAGGAAUGAGCUGAUUGACAGGGCGAAUGGAAAGACCAAUUUGCUAAAGUCCGUUAUCGAUUCCAGUAAAGCGCUAUGUCUAAAGAGAUAUGUCAAACCCUUUUGGAACGACGAUAGCCACUUGGAAUUGUAUAGAAGAUGCCGUAGAAUGUUUGACAAUAAGCAAUUGUAUGCUUUCAAACACCUUUACAAAUGGAGGGAUAAUAUUGCUAGGCAAGAAGACGAAAGUACUGGAUAUGUUUUACCAAACAAUAUGCUGUUAGAAAUAUCUGAAAGGCUUCCGAGAGAAAUGCAGGGUAUUUUAGGAUGUUGCAAUCCAAUACCACCUCUAGUUAAAUCGAACUUGCUGGAACUUCACAAGAUCUUGCUUAAAGCCAUUGAACAACCAUUUGAGGAACCAAUAUUAAAAGAAGACACUAGAGCAAAAGGUUCCACAAAAAUAAUGACAAAAAUCAAUGUCGAUAGUUCAUUGUAUUGUCCUCACGAUUUAACAAAAAAUAAAGAUUUUCGGGAAAAUCUUCCCACUCUUCUCAAUUCAGAUAGAGAAGAUCCCGAGGCUCUGAUACAAAACGAUUUUCACCUUGAGAAGCAAAACUCUAUACUUUCUGUUUUUAGGAUUUCCAAAAUAUUGGAUACUGAGAAAGAAAGCCAAGCGAGUGCGAAACUUCGAAAAUUUAAGGAAAAUUUCAAUUUUUUGGGACCGUUUGAAAGAUAUAGGUUAGUGAAACCUUUUAUAGAAGCUAGACAGAAAAAACUGGCUGAGGAAAAAGCCAAGCAAGAAGAAAAAGAAAAGGCCAAAAAGGAAGCAGAAAGUAAUGCUUCUAAUAUUAUUGAUGAUGAUCAGGAUACUCGCACCGAUGAAGAAAGAAUCGAAUCUAUCAGACAACACUUUUUAUCUUUGGCCCGGCAAACAUUACCUCCGUCACUGGAACCACCCAACGAAAGUUCUUUACUGGAAGUGGGCGCAACCAUAAAACGAAAAAGGGAAGGACCCAAAUUACCAGACACCAAUAAGCAUCAAACUUCCGAAAAUCAGACAACGACUUCACCCUUUAUGCCAUUUAAUCCUGCACAAGAAGAUGCUGAUGAACACAAAAAGGUUCCGAAUAAAAAAAGGAAAAUUGCUGAUGAUGAUUCAAGUGUUGUGCCUAAAUUGAGCAGGAGGGAAAAGAACAAGAUGAAAAUGGAUAAAAGGAAACAUAAAAGAGCUUUGGCUCAACAAUCAAAUGAAGAAAGUUUUUCAGGCAAUAAUUCUUUCCAAAAUAUGAAGGGUAGGGGACCUAGAGGAGGUGGUGGUCAUGUCCAAAGAGGAUCUGGAAAAGGCAACAGGGGCCGAGGUGGUAAAUCCAAUAAGAAUAAAAAUAGUAAUAAUCCGCAAAGACCUAAUCAACCAGAAGAAUUCAACUCAUAUGACUAUUCGAUGGUGGACUUUAGGCAAUUUCAAGGUGGCGCCAGAGGAGUCGAAAAGGGCAAAGAAUUCAAAACGCAAUAUAGAGGAAGAGGCAAACCCAAUAAACGUGGAGGUAAAAAUCAAAACAACAGGGCCAUGACUUUUGGAGGUCGAGGCCGAGGCCGAUAAUCAGAUGCUAUUUUAGUUAUUGCAGUUUAUUUUGUUAUUCCUACAUUGUUUUUUUUUUUUUUUUUUUUUCAUAAUUUCUAUUACGAAAAGAGGAAUAUUUGAUUGGCAUGCUUGUUUUUUUUUGUUUCCUACAUAAGUUUAAAAC
Messenger RNA from Ceutorhynchus assimilis (cabbage seed weevil), 3226 nucleotides. The record is from the annotation of a GenBank genome assembly. Lineage: Eukaryota; Metazoa; Arthropoda; Insecta; Coleoptera; Curculionidae.